Molecule: messenger RNA, 31632 nt
Organism: Procambarus clarkii (red swamp crayfish)
Lineage: Eukaryota; Metazoa; Arthropoda; Malacostraca; Decapoda; Cambaridae
Source: RefSeq, a predicted model, not a curated record
ACAGCGGCUAGUCAGUCUGGCUUGAGCUGUGGCCGCGGACACACACACACACACACACGCGAUUCCAUUUUUCCACCCUCCGUCCCAACCUCACUGAGCCGCUACCAACUCCGACCUGCCUGCCUCUCUACACCUCCUCCACGACGGCGGCUACACCCCCACCUACACCCUACGAGAAGUGAUCCGGCAGGAGAGAAAAGCGCGGUAAUACACAGGCUGGGAUGACUUCGGUGGCGGCGCCCUUCGGGGCCACCACCGCCCUCGCCGACCUCGACGCUAUCACUGAUGAGGAGCGACUCAGGAUGAUGUGGCAGCAGGCGGAGGACUUCGGGGAGCGGCGGCGCAUCCGGGCCAGGAUGUACAAGUUGAGGGAACAGCGGCUCCGAGAGAUGAUGCAGAACGACGAGGAGAGCUUGGGCACCCUCAACGUGACGGACGAUGGCGGGGCCACGGAGUCCACCCAGACCACCAUCACCAUUGAGGAAGGGGGUAACACCUCGCGACGCUCCUCUAACAUUCAGGUGACAAUGCAUGUGGAUGGGGAUUCAGCCAUAACUGAUUCGAUCUCAACACAGAACAUCCGUCUAGGUGGACUCACAAUGCGUGGAGUGGACACCGUGAACUUGGAGGGCCUCGAGCCAGACGACAUCAUUCAAGAACGUAUCCGCAAGGCUAGUGACGAUCGGGCCACCAGGUUCCAGCGCAUCAUCGGGGAGCUAUCCGACAGUGAGGUCAACAGUGAGGGUGAUGCAGUGGUGUCCAUCACAAAGUCAACUUAUUCUAUUCAGUCUAAUGCACUGGCUGGUGAAGGGUAUCUCUCCAUGAAGAACAAGGAAGUUCGAGAUUCCGUGUCGCCCACACGCAUCAUGAGAGAGCGUAGGUCUUCAGCUGAGGAUGAAACGUCUGCCAAUGAGGGUCGCCUCACCUCAGAUGAUGAGGCAGCACUCAGAACUGAGACUGAAAAUGUGACACAAUCUCUUCAAACAUCCACAUCAAAGACAUCCUCCUCCAGAAAAUCUUCGAGGGAUGAAAGAACAACCUCAACAAGAACGGCAAGGUCCAGACAGUCAGAAAUACCUGUUCGUAAAGAAUCAUCAUCUCGCAAAGUUAGUGAGAGGAAGACUUCUAAGGAAUUGGACUUGAGUUCAGCUAAACGUACUGGCGGAGAAAAGGCUUCGCCAACGUCGCCCACAAAACGCACUCCAGGAGAGAGUUCAAGCAGGAGCAACAUGCCCCGCAGGACAGGUGCUCAAAAGGAAGCACCUACUUCACCAAACAAGUCUCCCACAAGGACAGGUAGCAAGAUUGCACCAUCGUCAAAGAAAUCAAAACUGGCAGAGAUAGAAUCCAAGAUGGAAACAUCAAUAAUGUCCGAGUUAGAUAAACUUGAUUCUUACCUUCGUGCUAGUGUUAGUGAUGAUGAUGAGAUCAUCAUGGAAGAGGAGGAAGAUUGUAUAGAUGACUCUGGAAACGUUGUAAAGAUGCUGGUGCAGACGCGCCGCAAGAAGGAUGGCACCGAAUGUACUGCUCGUCGUGUGGCCAGGUCAACCAAAGUGGUCAAUACCGAGAGCGAGAUUGAUGAAAUCCUUAUUGGAAACCCAGACCAUGAGGUGUUGGAGCGGAAUGUUGCGGAGGAAGAAGAUAAGGAGGGCAAUAAAAUCAAAAUUAUCACUGAAACGCGGUGCAGACCUGAUGGCAUCACCUAUACUACUAAAAACAUUCUAAAGACUUCAAAAAUAUUUGACUAUGACCAUCCUGAAGACGUUGCUUAUAACGAAGAGGAUGAACUUAUCUCCACUAAUGAAACUGAAGAAACUGAUGAAAAUGGAAUUACAAUCCAGACAGUUACAGAGACAAGGCGUAAACCCAGUGGCAUGGAAUACACUACUAAAAAGGUUUAUAAAACGUCUAAAGUCAAGAGUACUCAGAUUACCCCAUCAGAUGAUGAUGAAGUGAUUGACACCAAAGAGACUGAAGAGAGAAAAGAUGAUGGCUCAAUCAUUCGCACGGUGAUUGAGACACGUCGCACCAAAGGGGGUGAGGAGUACACCCACAGGCAAGUAUUCAGGUCUCGUAGAAUGACACUCUCUGGAGUAGACCUGCAGAAGGGUUUACCAACAAUCCAAAAUGAUGAUGAAGUGGUUAAUAGGAAGGAGAAGGAGGAGACAGAUGAAAGUGGUAUGACUGUCAAGGUGGUCACGGAGACUCGCCGCAGGAAGGAUGGUUCAACGUAUUCAUUUGAGUAUGUUCUCCGCAGUUUCCAAGGGACAGAAGAUGAUGUGAAGAAAAUGCCUGUAGGUAGUUCAGGCUCAUCUAACAUUGCUGUCAGUGCUGAUGAUGAGCUUAUUAAUGAAGAUGUGAAAGAAGAUGUUAAGGAGGAUGGCUCAACGAUAAAAACUAUAAUUGAGCGAAGGCGUGCAAAGGAUGGCACUGAAUACCUACGCCACCGUAUAAUGAGGAUUCCCAAGAUGCCAGAACCAGUUUUGCAGGUGGCCAACCUGGAUGAUGAGGUGUUGCAGGAGGAAGUGAAAGAGAAAACACUCAAUGAUGGUACCCACUACAAGGCCGUGACGGAGCGCCGACGCAGCAGUGUUUCUGGUCUUCAGUACACACUUCGCAGAAUGUCUAAAGUUUACCAGCAGCCGACCCACCACCCGAGGUCACUAGAAGAUGAGAUUUUGGAUGAAAAUGUUACCGAAGAGGAGACUGACGAUGGCACUGUGGUUAAAACAGUUAUUCAGCGCUACCAGAGGCCUGAUGGAUCAGUGUAUACAACACACAAUAUUCAUAGGACUUUCAGCUCACCAGCUCCAGUAACGUUUGUGGGAACUGAAAAUGAUGAACUUGUAGACCAGUCUGUUGAUGAGAAGGAAACUGAAGAUGGCUGCAUCAUUAAAACUGUUAUUGAAAGACGUAGAAGGUCUGAUGGUGUGCAGUAUACGGUGGAACGAACAGAAAAAACAUCUAAAUUUGGUCCACAAGUUCAUAUAACAUAUAGUGGAAAUGAACGGCAUCAGAAACCCGAGGAUGUUGUUCAAGUAGGAAGCCCAGAUGACAAGGUGGUGAGCUCUGAGGAAAAUGAAUAUGAAGAGGAGGACGGUACUAUCGUCAGGACUGUAGUGGAGGUUAGAUGCCGGAUAGACGGCACUGAGUACACUACAAAGACUGUGCUUCGGUCUACUCCCAUCCUGGUUCCUGAGCGAGAAAUGAGCUAUGUAGUCAUCAAACCUGAAGGAGGAAAUGAGGAUGAGGAAGUUGGUUUCUUCCCCUCACUCGAUGAUGAAAUUGUUUACACCCGUAAGAAGGAGGAAAUUGGCGAUGAUGGAAAACCCACCACCGUUAUCAUUGAGACACGGCAGAGUAAAACAACAGGAGAAAAAUAUAACAUCACCAAGAGGGUUCAUACCCAGGAUGUUUUCAUGACUGAGGAAGGAGAGAGGGAAAUUCCUAAGGCAGUAAUGAAAUCCACUUUAGUUGCACACCUUGCUCCCAGUACUACUACACGUCAAGGCAAAAAGCCAGACACAACAAAUGAGGAGCCAGAUGAUGAACCGGAUGAUGUUCCAUAUGGUUCAGUUUCAGCACUAAAGAACCGAUUUGCUCCGGCCUCCAGCAAAAAGCCAGAUUCAACAGACAAGCCAAGCAAACCUGAUCGUCUAAAUACAUUAAAUAAAAAGAAGUUCUUUGAAGAGGCAGCUAAAAGUGCAGGUGGAAGUGCUCCUCUCAAAUACUCACCUCGAAAAUCUGAGCCCAAAGAUCGACCCCGGGAACCAGAUAAAGAUGCAAAGAGAGAUUUAUUGCCUGCAUUCUCAGAUGAUAAAGCAUCAAUUGAAGUGAAGUUGCGUAUCGAAAAGGAUCAGGCAACUGUUGAGGAUGUGGAGACACGCAAAGUAACAUACCAGGCUGAGGAAGCUUCUCAGGAAUAUCCUGUCAUUGCUACUGAACCAAAGGAUGUGAAUAUUAAAGAUUUAGAAACGGAAAUAGCGAAACUUGAGGAGGAAGAAAAACGCCGCUACAUACAGGAUGAUCAGCUUGAACCUGAAGAUAUAGAAGACCAAGAGGAAGACAUUUCACCUGAUGAAGUAGAGCCAGAGGAAGAGAUAUCAUCACCAUCAGAAGAAGAGCCUCAGGAGCCACUAAAGAAGAAGCCUGAAGUAUCAAAAAAAUCACCCACAGCCUUGAAGAAGACUGUAGAAAAGCCAAGGAAAAAAGCAGAAGAACCAAGGAAAAAGCAUGAGUUAAGUCCAAGAAAGAAGCCUGAUACUGAUGAACCCUCACGAAGAGUGCCUACCACUUCCAGAAAAUUGCCAUCAAAGGAUGACUCUCCCACUCGGCGUAUCCCUGCACAGAAGGAACCCAUAACACCCAAAGAAUCUACAAAACGUGUUCCAAAAGCCACUACUUCCCCACAACGAGUGCCUAGCUCUCCUAACCGUGGUCGCUCCCCGAACAGAUCAGGAGUUUCAACCCCAAGGGAUGUAACACCAACUGGCCGUAAUUGUUGUAGGACACACAGGGCAGCAAAUGAAACUGAACCUGUAAGUCCAACCAGAACACAGAAAACAACACCACGAUCAACUGUUCCAUCAGUCAGGAAGACAACUUCUCCUGAAGGAAAGCCAAAAAUUAAUGGUGAUGUUCGACGUACACCAGCAGAACCAAAAUUGAAUGGAGAUAUUAAGAGGAGGCCUGAGGAUAGGACUCAAAGGACUAGAAAGCCAGUAGAGAAAGUCAAUGAACCAGAAAGAUCUAGUGUGCGACCAUCAAGACUUUCACAAACUCCCAGAAAAGCUCCUACAACAAGGUCACCUGACAAGCGGGAGCCAGUAAAACCUUUGUCCUCUAGGACUCCUGACAGGAAAAGUCCUACCAAACCUUCUGAGAGAAGUCCCAAGAGUCGCUCUCCAGAUUUUGAAUCAAAAGAGAAACCCAAAUCAUCACUCUCUGUUCCUGAGCCAAGGGACCCUGUGGUCACACUCCCUGAAACCCCAAUGACAGAGGAUAUGAAAUAUCUCCCAGUUGAUGAUGAACUUGGCCCUGUAAUUGAAGAUGUGUCCUGUGAGCCAGAUUUACCAUAUCACACUAUCCACAGGCCCUCAAUUGUCCGAGAACCAUCUGAGUAUAAUGCUCGUGAUUCUCAAGAGGAGGGAUCUGAUUCUGCAUGUGAAGAACAACCUGAGCACCCUGAAGAGUUGUCCGAUACUGAAUUUAAAGAUGCAAAACCUGUCAAGAGCAGCAGGAAGCCUAAAGAAUCAUCGCCUGUAAGAGAAGAGAUUAGUAAGCCAAGAAAAACUAGGCCUUUGGAAAGUCGUCCAAGUGAUAAAUCUCUCUCUCCCAAGGAUGAAGCACCAAAGAAGAAACAGCCAGACACGAGAAGAACGACGAGAGACAGACCAUGGCUGACAGAGAAGCGGAACUCUUUUGAAAAGAAACCAAGUGAGCCUAAGCUGUCUGCUGUGAAGCCUGAUGAUGACAAAAAAAUAGAGAAAAAGAAGCCAUUUGAGCGAAAACCCAGUGAAGAAGCAAUUGUGAAGCCAAAAGAAGAAAAACCAUAUGAAAAACUUCCUGAUGAAGAAAGUUAUUUCUCUAGUGACAGUGAAGAGAAGGAAAAUGGAGUUUCUGAAGAAACAACAGAAGAGUUGAUGCCAUCUACCCAAGAAGUUCCAGAAGACGUCAGAAAAUUACCAAAGAAAACAGAAGAAAUGCCUGCAAAACUGGCUGAUUACGAAAAGUCUGUUGCUUCUCGAAUAAUUACAGAGAAGAAUGAGAAAAAUAUUACCACAUCAGAAGUUGCAGCUAGAAGAUCUGUCUUUAAUGCCAGACUUUCUCAGCCUGAUACCAAGAAAGACAAGCCUACACGAAAGCCAUCUUACGAGAUAAAAGAAUCUGUAUUCUCAAAGAGGUCAAUGUUUGAACAGCCAAAACAAGACCCCAUUCCAGCACCCAUAAGGAAGCCCUUAUUUAAAUCAUCAGUCAAGAAAGAAGAAAAGCCUAAGAAACCAGAGGACCGAAAGCCUGUCAGGGAACCAGUUAUAGUGCCCAAAUACUUCCACCCACUUGGCGAAGGUGAUUCAGAUGAACCAGUGGAAAAGACUGCUCCAGAACCAGUAGAAGAUGACAUCAAAAUGACGUCCAGCAAGCUUGUGAUGAAUGCCAUGGCCACAACUAGCCAUACUCGUACGACAGAGGAACGUAGGGAAUCGACAAAACAAGAACCAUCUUUUGAGGAUGAAAUUAUUCCUGUAGAAAAAGAUACUAUAAAGCCUUUGAAGAAAGACCGGUCCCCUUCACCCUAUUCAAGAGAGAGUCCAUCACUCUCUCACAGCAAGGAAGGAUCCCCCACACCUCGUAGCAAGGAACCAUCUCCUGCACCAUUUUCCAAGGAGGGAUCCCCAACCAGGUUCAUCACAGGACGACCAAUUGACAGUGGAAUCAACACCAACAAAAUUCGGCGCAUUGAGCGUACAAGUAGCAACAAAAAGUUGAUAGAAGACUUAGAGGUCUCCCGAGACAGCCUCCCUCAGUACCUCUCUUCCAUUGAGACCAUUUUUGAUGUUACAAUUCUCGAAAAUAUGUUGGAGAAAGCAGAAACAUAUGAAGAGCGUCGUAUAAUUCGAGGACAGUUGAGAAUAGCUAAGCGCCCAGGAAGCCGCACCACCACGACAUCCACCCCCUCAUCUUGGACAUCCCCAUCGAAGCCGUCCACUACUACAGUCUCAUCUCAACCAAGACGUCCUACGGAGCAAAGAGCAACCAAACCUAAACAUACAGAGGACUCAAGUCUCGAUGACACCCGGCAAAAACCUCUCUCAAAAUCCUCACUACAUCCGGAGGAUGACUAUCCUGUCCCUGCACCUUCAGAAAAUGAGAAACCUGGAUCAACCAGGAAAUAUCCCGAGGAUGAACCAGAGAAGCAUAAGCAGCCUGAAGAACCCAGGGAGUCAGAGAGGCCUAGAUACACCAGGAAAUAUCCUAAAGAUGAACCAGAGAAGUAUAAGCAGCCUGAAGAACCCAGGGAGUCAGAGAGACCUAGAUCAACCAGGAAAUAUCCUGAAGAUGAACCAGAGAAGUAUAAGCAGCCUGAAGAACCCAGGGAGUCAGAGAGACCUAGAUACUCCAGGAAAUAUCCUGAAGAUGAACCAGAGAAGUAUAAGCAGCCUGAUGAACCCAGGGAGUCAGAGAGACCUAGAUACACCAGGAAAUAUCCUGAAGAUGAACCAGAGAAGUAUAAGCAGCCUGAAGAACCCAAGGAGUCAGAGAGACCUAGAUACACCAGGAAAUAUCCUGAAGAUGAACCAGAGAAGUAUAAGCAGCCUGAAGAACCCAGGGAGUCAGAGAGACCUAGAUCAACCAGGAAAUAUCCUGAAGAUGAACCAGAGAAGUAUAAGCAGCCUGAUGAACCCAGGGAGUCAGAGAGACCUAGAUACACCAGGAAAUAUCCUGAAGAUGAACCAGAGAAGUAUAAGCAGCCUGAAGAACCCAAGGAGUCAGAGAGACCUAGAUACACCAGGAAAUAUCCUGAAGAUGAACCAGAGAAGUAUAAGCAGCCUGAAAAACCCAAGGAGCCAGAGAGACCUAGAUACACUAGGAAAUAUCCUGAAGAUGAACCAGAGAAGUAUAAGCAACCUGAAGAACCCAAGGAAUCAGAGAGACCUAGAUCAACCAGGAAAUAUCCUGAAGAUGAACCAGAGAAGUAUAAGCAGCCUGAAGAACCCAGGGAGUCAGAGAGACAGGUGAAGCCUGAGGAACCCAGGAAAUUUGGCCGAUAUUCCAAACCUGAAGAGCCAAAGAAAUAUGUGUCUUCUUCUAGGAUUCCAGAAUCCAGCAAACCUGAAAAGAGACAAACUCAGCCAACAAAAACGGCACCAUCGGACGAGCCGUACUCAGAGCCUCUGAGGUAUCAGAAAGGGCAAAGCCGCACUCCGUCUAAACCCGCAGCAGAACAGACAGAUGUGGACAAGAUUAUCAGUGCUUAUGGUGUGGGACCCACAGAUGAGAAUGGCUUGCCACUGUUUGGCCUUAGAGCUCUGAAGAGACGAUCACCGCCCACUACAUGUGUGAGUACUCCCAGGGAGGAGCAGGCAGAACCUCGUGAUGAGGAGCCAAAAACUGUGGAGGAGCCAGAGCCAUACUCAGAGCCAGAAGAGCCCAAGAAGGAAGAAUAUGUGCCUAAAGACUCUUCUGGUAGACCUCUAUUUGGCCUUCGAGCUCUCAGAAAGCCCUCACCUACAACCACCUCUGUAACGACUACAGAAGCGACAUCAGAGAGAGCCACUUCAGUUCUUCAAAAACGAGAGAUUGCAUCAUCAGUGGUGGAGAGCAGUCGUCUGGUGUCCAGUGUGGUGUCUCAGCGUGCCACUCAUGCAACUGAUGUGGUCAGCACAGAGUCCCCCCUAGACUCUGAGAGUCCGGAACCGGAGGACCUUGAGAGUGAUAGCGAGGACGAGACUGAAUCACUCGAACACUACUCCGAUGAAGAGGAAACCUCUCCUGGUUUGGUAAGAAACCUAAGAGAUUCCUUAAAAAAGAAGAAUCUGACAGAGGAGCCUCGGCCAACAACAAAAUCCACACCACGCCUCAGAGACACCCCUAGUGGCCAGUCACCAGACCAGUCCGGCUCGGGCCCUGAAGAUGAAGUUAUUUCCCGAAGGUCACAGCCACUGAAAGAAAUUCUGAAAUUACAUGAAUCUAAAGUGCAAGAACCAGCAGUUGUGGAGGAGUCCCCACGCCUCAAGCCAAAGCAGAGGCUUCGGGAGAACUUUGAGACAACAUCUGAAACAGAAGAGAGUCGUGUUCACAAAACAUGGGACCUGGAGACUGAUCUCAGCACUCGGUCACUUGACAUGAAGAACAUCAUUGCCCGUCACGAGACUAUAACAUCAGAGGAGACACCCAAAGCCAAGAAAUUAACUGGAAUCUUAAAAAAGACAUCGAGCUCAAAUAUUCUCGGCACAGAUACUCGUUCCAUCGUCACUUCUGAAAUAACCAUAGACAAUGAAACUAAAGAGGAUUUGAAAGUUAAAGACCAGCUCAGUUCUCCCGAUGAUAUCCUGGAUACAUUGACGGAGGACCAGAUCACACGGCUGUCUGAGGAAUUUGAUCUCCGAGCGCAAGAGGACGGAGUCAUCAAAACAGAAGAGUCAGUGGAGGAGCUGAGUGGUGGGUACCGGGUAGCCUCCAGGACGGAGGCAGAUCAUCCCGAUGGUUUCAAAUUUGUUAGAAAGACAUCGUACACUGAGAUCAAGCUGCAGCAACCGAGCAAGGAGGAGGGUACCCUUCCUGAUGAUCUCAGCUAUCAUAAACACCCUGACACUGACAUAAAGCAAACAACUGAAUAUGACAGUACGGACACACAUAGACGUAUUUCACAAGUAAUAUCAAAAACUUCCAAGGAAAGUACAGUAAGAAAAACAUCAUCAACUAUAUCGAGCUUGAAGAUUGGCGAGUUAUCGAAACCACAUCAACCGAAAAAAGAUAUUGAAUCUGGAAAGAAAAAGGUUCCCCAAAAACUUGAAGAUGAUGAAAAGGAUGAAAGAAAAAAGAUCUCAAGUAAGCCAGGUUAUAAACAGGAAACAAGGAGAACAAGUCCAAGCAGGCCAGGUGAUGAACCAGAAACACAAAAGAAAAGCCCAAGCAGGCCAAGUGAUCAACCAGAAACACGAAAGAAAAGCCCAAGCAGGCCAAGUGAUCAACCAGAAACACGAAAGAAAAGCCCAAGCAGGCCAGGUGAUGAACCAGAAACACGGAAGAGAAGUCCAAGCAGGCCAGGUGAUGAACCAGAAACACGGAAGAAAAGUCCAAGCAGGCCAGGUGAUGAACCAGAAACACAGAAGAGAAGUCCAGGCAAGCCAGGUGAUGAUAAACCAAAGACCAUAAAGAGGACACCAGGCAGGCCAGGUGAUGAACAACCAGAGCUCAUAAAGAGAAGACCAGGCAGGCCAGGUGAAGAUGAACCAGAGACCACAAAGAGGAGACCAGGCAGGUCAGGUGAAGAUGAACCAGAGACCACAAAGAGGAGGCCAGGCAGGCCAGGUGAUGAUGAACCAGAGACCACAAAGAGGAGACCAGGCAGGCCAGGUGAUGUUGAACCAGAGACCAUAAAGAGGAGACCAGGCAGGCCAAGCAAAGAUGAACCAGAGACCAUAAAGAAGAGACCAGGCCGGCCAGGUGAUGAUGAACCAGAGACCACAAAGAGGAGACCAGGCAGGCCAGGUGAUGAUGAACCAGAGACCACAAAGAGGAGACCAGGCAAACCAGGUGAAGAUGAACCAGAGACCAUAAAGAGGAGACCAGGCAGGUCAGGUGAUGAUGAACCAGAGACCAUAAAGAGGAGACCAGGCAGGCCAGGUGAUGAUGAACCAGAGACUACAAAGAGGAGACCAGGCAGGCCAGGUGAAGAGGAACCAGAGACCAUAAAGAGGAGACCAGGCAGGCCAGGUGAUGAUGAACCAGAGACCACAAAGAGGAGACCAGGCAGGUCAGGUGAAGAUGAACCAGAGACCAUAAAGAGGAGACCAGGCAAACCAGGUGAUGAGGAACCAGAUGAGAUACAGAGGAGACCAGGCAGGCCAGGUGAUGAGGAACCAGAUGAGAUAAAGAGGAGACCAGAUAGGCCAGGUGGAGAUGAACCAGAGACCAUAAAGAGGAGACCAGGCAGGCCAGGUGAUGAUGAACCAGAGACCAUAAAGAGGAGACCAGAUAGGCCAGGUGAAGAUGAACCAGAGACCACAAAGAGGAGACCAGGCAAGCCAGGUGAAGAUGAACCAGAGACCACAAAGAGGAGACCAGGCAGGCCAGAUGAAGAUGAACCAGAGACCAUAAAGAGGAGACCAGGCAGGCCAGGUGAUGUUGAACCAGAGACCACAAAGAGGAGACCAGGCAGGCCAGAUGAAGAUGAACCAGAGACCAUAAAGAGGAGACCAGGCAGGCCAGGUGAAGAGGAACCAGAGACCAUAAAGAGGAGACCAGGCAGGCCAGGUGAUGAUGAACCAGAGACCACAAAGAUGAGACCAGGCAGACCAGGUGAAGAGGAACCAGAGACCACAAAGAGGAGACCAGGCAGGCCUGGCGAAGAGGAACCAGAGACCACAAAGAGGAGACCAGGCAGACCAGGUGAUGAUGAACCAGAGACUACAAAGAGGAGACCAGGCAGGCCAGGGGAUGAUGAACCAGAGAUCACAAAGAGGAGACCAGGCAGGCCAGGUGAAGAUGAACCAGAAACCAUAAAGAGGAGACCAGGCAGGCCAGGUGAUGAUGAACCAGAGACUACAAAGAGGAGACCAGGCAGGCCAGGUGAUGAUGAUGAACCAGAGACUACAAAGAGGAGACCAGGCAGGCCAGGUGAAGAGGAACCAGAGACCAUAAAGAGGAGACCAGGCAGGCCAGGUGAUGAUGAACCAGAGACCACAAAGAGGAGACCAGGCAGGCCAGGUGAUGAUGAACCAGAGACCACAAAGAGGAGACCAGGCAGGCCAGGUGAUGAUGAACCAGAGACCACAAAGAGGAGACCAGGCAGGCCUGGUGAAGAGGAACCAGAGACCAUGAAGAGGAGACCAGGCAGGCCAGGUGAAGAUGAACCAGAGACCACAAAGAGGAGACCAGGCAGGCUGGGUGAAGAGGAACCAGAGACCACAAAGAGGAGACCAGGCAGGCCAGGUGAAGAGGAACCAGAGACCAUAAAGAGGAGACCAGGCAGGCCAGGUGAAGAUGAACCAGAGACCACAAAGAGGAGACCAGGCAGGCCAGGUGAAGAGGAACCAGAGACCACAAAGAGGAGACCAGGCAGACCAGGUGAUGAUGAACCAGAGACUACAAAGAGGAGACCAGGCAGGCCAGGUGAUGAUGAACCAGAGACCACAAAGAGGAGACCAGGCAGGCCAGGUGAUGAUGAACCAGAGACCACAAAGAGGAAGCCAGGCAGACCAGGUGAAGAGGAACCAGAGACCAUAAAGAGGAGACCAGGCAGGCCAGGUGAUGAUGAACCAGAGACCACAAAGAGGAGACCAGGCAGGCCAGGUGAUGAUGAACCAGAGACCACAAAGAGGAGACCAGGCAGGCCAGGUGAUGAUGAACCAGAGACCACAAAGAGGAGACCAGGCAGGCCAGGUGAUGAUGAACCAGAGACCACAAAGAGGAGACCAGGCAGGCCAGGUGAUGUAGAGCCAGAAAUUUCAUUGGCAAAGGCUGUUGUUGGAAAUGAGAAAAUUAGCAUCAGGAAAGUAUCUAGUGAAUCGUAUAAAAGCAGCACAGUAAGCCAUAUGUCUGUUAGUUCAAUAACAUUAAAAACGAAGGAGAGUCUAAUACAGGAGGAAGAAAGGAGAAAAAUUAGUCCAGUUCGACCAGGUGAUGAACCAGAGACACGGAAGAGGAGCCCAAGCAGGCCAGGUGAUGAACCAGAGACACGGAAGAGGAGCCCAAGCAGGCAAGGUGAUGAACCAGAGACACGGAAGAGGAGCCCAAGCAGGCCAGGUGAUGAACCAGAGACACGGAAGAGAAGUCCAAGCAGGCCAGGUGAUGAACCAGAGACACGGAAGAGAAGUCCAAGCAGGCCAGGUGAUGAACCAGAGACACGGAAGAGAAGUCCAAGCAGGCCAGGUGAUGAACCAGAGACACGGAAGAGGAGCCCAAGCAGGCCAGGUGAUGAACCAGAAACACGGAAGAGGAGCCCAAGCAGGCCAGGUGAUGAACCAGAAACAUGGAAGAGGAGCCCAGUUCGGCCAGGUGAUGAACCAGAGACACGGAAGAGGAGCCCAGUUCGGCCAGGUGAUGAACCAGAGACACGGAAGAGGAGCCCAAGCAGGCCAGGUGAUGAACCAGAAACACGGAAGAGGAGCCCAAGCAGGCCAGGUGAUGAACCAGAAACAUGGAAGAGGAGCCCAGUUCGGCCAGGUGAUGAACCAGAGACACGGAAGAGGAGCCCAGUUCGGCCAGGUGAUGAACCAGAGACACGGAAGAGGAGCCCAAGCAGGCCAGGUGAUGAACCAGAAACACGGAAGAGGAGCCCAAGCAGGCCAGGUGAUGAACCAGAAACAUGGAAGAGGAGCCCAGUUCGGCCAGGUGAUGAACCAGAGACACGGAAGAGGAGCCCAGUUCGGCCAGGUGAUGAAUCUGAGACUACAAAGAGGAGACCAGUCAGGCCAAAUGAUAAGGAACCGGAGACGACAAAGAGGCCUGGUAGGCCAGGUGAUGAGGUACCAGAGGCCGUAAAGAGACCAGGCAGGCCAGGUGAAAAGGAACCAGAAACCACUAAGAGGAGACCAGGCAGGCCAGGUGAAGAAGAGCCAGAAACUACAAAGAGGAGACCAGGGGGAAAGGAACCAGAGACCACAAAGAGGAGACCAGGCAGGCCAGGUGAUGAUGAACCAGACACCACUAAGAGGAGACCAGGCAAGCCUGGUGAUGAAGAACCAGACACCACUAAGAGGAGACCAGUCAAGCCUGGUGAUGAAGAACCAGAGACCACAAAGAGGAGACCAGUCAAGCCUGGUGAUAAUGAACCAGAGACCACAAAGAGGAGACCAGGCAAGCCUGGUGAUGAAGAACCAGAGACCACAAAGAGGAGACCAAGUAGACGAAGUGGUCAAACAGAUGUAGUUAAUAUUAAUAAAAUAUCAACAGAAUCUUAUGAAACCAGUGUUGUCAGUCGUUCAAUUAUAAGCAAAACAACUGCUACUGAAGUUUCGAGUCAGUUCGUCGAAACCACCGAAGAAUUAGAAACAUUUAAAGAUAAACCAUUUAAACCAGAAAUGACAGUUAAAAAACCUGGAAUUAAACCAGUAAAUGAAAAACCUGAUAUAGCAAAGAGGAGACCAGGCAGGCCAGGUGAUGAAGAACCAGAGACCACUAAGAGGAGACCAGGCAGGCCAGGUGAUGAAGAACCAGAUGCUACUAAGAGGAGACCAGGCAGGCCAGAUGAUGAAGAACCAGAUAGCACAAAGAGGAGACCAGGCAGGCCAGGUGAUGAAGAACCAGAUGCUACUAAGAGGAGACCUGGCAGGCCAGAUGAUGAAGAACCAGAUAGCACUAAGAGGAGACCAGGCCGGCCAAGUGAUGAGGAACCAGAGACCAUAAAGAGGAGACCAGGCAGGCCAGGUGAUGAGGAACCAGAGACCACUAAGAAGAGACCAGGCAGGCCAGGUGAUGAGGAACCAGAGGCCACUAAGAGGAGACCAGGCAGGCCAAGUGACGAGGAACCAGAUGCUACUAAGAGGAGACCAGGCAGGCCAGAUGAUGAAGAACCAGAUGCUACUAAGAGGAGACCAGGCAGGCCAGAUGAUGAAGAACCAGAUAGCACAAAGAGGAGACCAGGCAGGCCAGGUGAUGAAGAACCAAAGACCACUAAGAGGAGACCAGGCAAGCCAGGUGAUGAGGAACCAGAUAGCACAAAGAGGAGACCAAGCAGGCCAGGUGAUGAAGAACCAGAGAAGAUAAAGAGGAAACCAGGGAGGCCAGGUGAUGAAGAACCAGAGACCAUAAAGAGGAGACCAGGCAGGCCAGGUGAUGAGGAACCAGAGACCAUAAAGAGGAGACCAGGCAGACCAGGUGAUGAAGAACCAGAGACCACUAAGAAGAGACCAGGCAGGCCAGGUGAUGAAGAACCAGACACCACUAACAGGAGACCAGGCAGGCCAGGUGAUGAAGAACCAGAUAGCACGAAGAGGAGACCAGGCAGGCCAGGUGAUGAGGAACCAGAGACCACAAAGAGGAGACCAGGCAAGCCAGGUGAUGAGGAACCAGACACCACUAAGAGGAGACCAGGCAGGCCAGAUGAUGAAGAACCAGAUAGCACAAAGAGGAGACCAGGCAGGCCAGGUGAUGAAGAACCAGAGACCACUAAGAGGAGACCAGGCAUGCCAGGUGAUGAAGAACCAGAUGCUACUAAGAGGAGACCAGGCAGGCCAGGUGAUAAGCAACCAGAGACCACGAAGAGGAGACCAGGCAGGCCAGGUGAUGAGGAACCAGAGACCACUAAGAGGAGACCAGGCAGGCCAGGUGAUGAGGAACCAGAUGAGAUCAAGAGGAGACCAGGCAGGCCAGGUGAUGAAGAACCAGAUGCUACUAAGAGGAGACCAGGCAGGCCAGGUGAUGAGGAACCAGACACCACUAAGAGGAGACCAGGUAGGCCAGGUGAUGAAGAACCAGAUAGCACAAAGAGGAGACCAGGCAGGCCAGGUGAUGAAGAACCAGAUGCUACUAUGAGGAGACCAGGCAGGCCAGAUGAUGAAGAACCAGAUGCUACUAAGAGGAGACCAGGCAGGCCAGAUGAUGAAGAACCAGUUAGCACUAAGAGGAGACCAGGCAGGCCAGGUGAUGAAGAACCAGAUGCUACUAAGAGGAGACCAGGCAGGCCAGAUGAUGAAGAACCAGAUAGCACAAAGAGGAGACCAGGCAGGCCAGGUGAUGAGGAACCAGACACCACUAAGAGGAGACCAGGCAGGCCAGAUGAUGAAGAACCAGAUAGCACAAAGAGGAGACCAGGCAGGCCAGGUGAUGAAGAACCAGAUGCUACUAAGAGGAGACCAGGCAGGCCAGAUGAUGAAGAACCAGUUAGCACUAAGAGGAGACCAGGCAGGCCAGGUGAUAAUGAACCAGAGACCACAAAGAGGAGACCAGGCAGGCCAGGUGAUGAAGAACCAGAGACCACGAAGAGGAGACCAGGCAGGCCAGGUGAUGAAGAACCAGAGACCACAAAGAGGAGACCAGGCAGGCCAGGUGAUGAAGAACCAGAGACCACAAAGAGGAGACCAGGCAGGCCAGGUGAUGAAGAACCAGAGACCACAAAGAGGAGACCAGGCAGGCCAGGUGAUGAAGAACCAGAGACCACGAAGAGGAGACCAAGUAGACGAAGUGAUCAAACAGAUGUAGUUAAUAUUAAUAAAAUAUCAACAGAAUCUUAUGAAACCAGUGUUGUCAGUCGUUCAAUUAUAAGCAAAACAACUGCUACCGAAGUUUCGAGUCAGUUCAUCGAAACCACCGAAGAAUUAGAAACAUUUAAAGAUAAAUCAUUUAAACCAGAAAUGACAGUUAAAAAACCUGGAAUUAAAGCAGUAAAUGAAAAACCUGAUAUAGCAAAGAGGAGACCAGGCAGGCCAGGUGAUGAAGAACCAGAGACCACAAAGAGGAGACCAGGCAGGCCAGGUGAUGAAGAACCAGAGACCACUAAGAGGAGACCAAGCAGGCCAGGUGAUGAAGAACCAGAUGCUACUAAAAGGAGACCAGGCAGGCCAGGUGAUGAUGAACCAGAGACCAUAAAGAGGAGACCAGGCAAGCCAGGUGAUGAAGAACCAGAGACCAUAAAGAGGAGACCAGGCAGGCCAGGUGAUGAAGAACCAAAUGCUACUAAGAGGAGACCAGGCAGGCCAGGUGAUGAUGAACCAGAGACCAUAAAGAGGAGACCAGGCAGGCCAGGUGAUGAAGAACCAGAGACCAUAAAGAGGAGACCAGGCAGGCCAGGUGAUGAAGAACCAGAGACCACAAAGAGGAGACCAGGCAGGCCAGGUGAUGAGGAACCAGAGACCACUGAGAGGAGACCAGGCAGGCCAGGUGAUGAUGAACCAGAGACCAUAAAGAGGAGACCAGGCAAGCCAGGUGAUGAAGAACCUGAGACCAUAAAGAGGAGACCAGGCAGGCCAGGUGAUGAAGAACCAGAGACCACUAAAAGAAGACCAGGCAGGCCAGGUGAUGAAGAACCAGAGACCACUAAGAGGAGACCAGGCAAGCCAGGUGAUGAGGAACCAGAGACCAUAAAGAGGAGACCAGGCAAGCCAGGUGAUGAAGAACCAGAUAGCACUAAGAGGAGACCAGGCAGGCCAGGUGAUGAGGAACCAGAUACCACAAAGAGGAGACCAAGCAGGCCAGGUGAUGAGGAACCAGAUAGCACAAAGAGGAGACCAGGCAGGCCAGGUGAUGAGGAACCAGAUAGCACAAAGAGGAGACCAGGCAGGCCAGGUGAUGAGGAACCAGAUAGCACAAAGAGGAGACCAGGCAGGCCAGGUGAUGAAGAACCAGAUACCACAAAGAGGAGACCAAGCAGGCCAGGUGAUGAGGAACCAGAGGCCAUAAAGAGGAGACCAGGCAGGCCAGGUGAUGAAGAACCAGAUAGCACUAAGAGGAGACCAGGCAGGCCAGGUGAUGAGGAACCAGAGAUCACUAAGAGGAGACCGGGCAGGCCAGGUGAUGAAGAACCAGAUACCAUAAAGAGGAGACCAGGCAGGCCAGGUGAUGAAGAACCAGAGACCAUAAAGAGGAGACCGGGCAGGCCAGGUGAUGAAGAACCAGAUACCACAAAGAGGAGACCAAGCAGGCCAGGUGAUGAGGAACCAGAGGCCAUAAAGAGGAGACCAGGCAGGCCAGGUGAUGAAGAACCAGAUACCACAAAGAGGAGACCAGGCAGGCCAGGUGAUGAGGAACCAGAUAGCACAAAGAGGAGACCAGGCAGGCCAGGUGAUGAGGAACCAGAGACCACAAAGAGGAGACCAGGCAGGCCAGGUGAUGAUGAACCUGAGGCCACUAAGAGGAGACCUGGCAGGCCAGGUGAUGAUGAACCUGAGGCCUCUAAGAGGAGACCAGGCAGGCCAGGUGAUGAGGAACCAGAUAGCACAAAGAGGAGACCAGGUGACAAACCAGAAACCACAAAGAGAAGACCAGGCAGGCCAGGGGAUGAAGAACCAGAGACCACAAAGAGGAGACCAAGUAGGGAAGGUGACGAGGAACCAAAGAAAACACUCACCAGACCUGGCAGGGAAACUCCCACAGAACCUACUAUUGUGGAGCUCACCAAAGUGGACACGGAAAUAUCACGGAGAUAUGAGACGUCUAUGACAGUCCAAAUGACAGAAGAUGUCUCUCAUACUUUAGUGGAAGAUUCCACACAUCAUGAAGAAAUUUAUUAUUAUGAAGAUGAGGAAUAUAGAAGUAGUGAGGAAUCUACUACUAGUGACUCGGAUACCAGUGACACGGAAAAGAAAGAAAAGAGAAAGAAGUCACCGAAGAUAAAAGUGCGUAAAGAUGUUCCGCAUAAGCCUCGAGACGUAAAGGAUUUGAAUAAGAAAAAGAGAAAAGAUACAGAAAAGUUAAGAGAAAAACCAGAAAAAGAUGAACCAGAACGUAUUGUUGGCAGAAUUCCUAAAGAUCAGUCCUUAACAGCAAAGAAACCAAGUAGACCUGAUAGAGAAGAGGAAAUCACGAGGAAGAAGCCGGAGAAAGGUAAAGUUGAGUUACGCAAGCCGGAAGAUGCUACCCGUAAACCUCUCGCUGACAAACAGGGAACAAUAAAGAGGACACCAGAUGACAAGAGAAAAGAUGUGACUAAGGGUGAUCAACUAAAACCCCAAAAGAGGAGACCAGGUGAUGAGCCAGAGACCAUAAAGAGGAGACCUGGUGAUGAGCCAGAGACCAUAAAGAGGAGACCUGGUGAUGAGCCAGAGGGAAUAAAGAGGAGACCAGGUGAUGAGCCAGGGACAAUAAAGAGGAGACCUGGUGAUGAGCCAGAGACCAUAAAGAGGAGACCAGGUGAUGAGCCAGAGACCAUAAAGAGGAGACCAGGUGAUGAGACAGAGACCAUAAAGAGGAGACCAGGUGAUGAGCCAGAGACCAUAAAGAGGAGACCAGGUGAUGAGCCAGAGGGAAUAAAGAGGAGACCAGGUGAUGAGCCAGAGACCAUAAAGAGGAGACCUGGUGAUGAGCCAGAGACCAUAAAGAGGAGACCAGGUGAUGAGCCAGAGACCAUAAAGAGGAGACCAGGUGAUGAGCCAGAGACCAUAAAGAGGAGACCAGGUGAUGAGCCAGAGACCAUAAAGAGGAGACCAGGUGAUGAGCCAGAGACCAUAAAGAGGAGACCAGGUGAUGAGCCAGAGACCAUAAAGAGGAGACCAGGUGAUGAGCCAGAGACCAUAAAGAGGAGACCUGGUGAUGAGCCAGAGGGAAUAAAGAGGAGACCAGGUGAUGAGCCAGGGACCAUAAAGAGGAGACCUGGUGAUGAGCCAGAGACCAUAAAAAGGAGACCAGGUGAUGAGCCAGAGAAAAUAAAUAGGAGAUCUGGUGAUGAGCCAGAGUCCAUAAAGAGGAGACCAGGUGAUGAGCCAGAGACCGUAAAGAGGAGACCAGGUGAUGAGCCAGAGACCGUAAAGAGGAGACCAGGUGAUGAGCCAGAGACCAUAAAGAGGAGACCUGGUGAUGAGCCAGAGGGAAUAAAGAGGAGACCUGGUGAUGAGCCAGAGGGAAUAAAGAGGAGACCAGGUGAUGAGCCAGAGACCAUAAAGAGGAGACAUGGUGAUGAGCCAGAGACCAUAAAGAGGAGACCAGGUGAUGAGCCAGAGACCAUAAAGAGGAGACCUGGUGAUGAGCCAGAGACCAUAAAGAGGAGACCUGGUGAUGAGCCAGAGACCAUAAAGAGGAGACCAGGUGAUGAGCCAGAGAAAAUAAAGAGGAGACCUGGUGAUGAGCCAGAGACCGUAAAGAGGAGACCAGGUGAUGAGCCAGAGACCGUAAAGAGGAGACCAGGUGAUGAGCCAGAGACCACAAAGAGGAGACCUCGCGAUGAGCCAGAGGGAAUAAAGAGGAGACCUGGUGAUGAGCCAGAGACCAUAAAGAGGAGACCAGGUGAUGAGCCAGAGAAAAUAAAGAGGAGACCUGGUGAUGAGCCAGAGACCGUAAAGAGGAGACCAGGUGAUGAGCCAGAGACCGUAAAGAGGAGACCAGGUGAUGAGCCAGAGACCAUAAAGAGGAGACCUGGUGAUGAGCCAGAGACCAUAAAGAGGAGACCAGGUGAUGAGCCAGAGACCAUAAAGAGGAGACCAGGUGAUGAGCCAGAGACCAUAAAGAGGAGACCUGGUGAUGAGCCAGAGACCAUAAAGAGGAGACCUGGUGAUGAGCCAGAGACCAUAAAGAGGAGACCUGGUGAUGAGCCAGAGACCAUAAAGAGGAGACCUGGUGAUGAGCCAGAGACCAUAAAGAGGAGACCUGGUGAUGAGCCAGAGACCAUAAAGAGGAGACCUGGUGAUGAGCCAGAGACCAUAAAGAGGAGACCUGGUGAUGAGCCAGAGACCAUAAAGAGGAGACCUGGUGAUGAGCCAGAGACCAUAAAGAGGAGACCUGGUGAUGAGCCAGAGACCAUAAAGAGGAGACCUGGUGAUGAGCCAGAGACCAUAAAGAGGAGACCUGGUGAUGAGCCAGAGACCAUAAAGAGGAGACCUGGUGAUGAGCCAGAGACCAUAAAGAGGAGACCUGGUGAUGAGCCAGAGACCAUAAAGAGGAGACCUGGUGAUGAGCCAGAGACCAUAAAGAGGAGACCUGGUGAUGAGCCAGAGACCAUAAAGAGGAGACCUGGUGAUGAGCCAGAGACCAUAAAGAGGAGACCUGGUGAUGAGCCAGAGACCAUAAAGAGGAGACCUGGUGAUGAGCCAGAGACCAUAAAGAGGAGACCUGGUGAUGAGCCAGAGACCAUAAAGAGGAGACCUGGUGAUGAGCCAGAGACCAUAAAGAGGAGACCUGGUGAUGAGCCAGAGACCAUAAAGAGGAGACCAGGUGAUAAGCCAGAGACCAUAAAGAGGAGACCAGGUGAUGAGCCAGAGACCAUAAAGAGGAGACCAGGUGAUGAACCAGAGACCAUAAAGAGGAGACCAGGUGAUGAGCCAGAGGGAAUAAAGAGGAGACCUGGUGAUGAGCCAGAGACCAUAAAGAGGAGACCUGGUGAGGAGCCAGAGACCAUAAAGAGGAGACCUGGUGAUGAGCCAGAGGGAAUAAAGAGGAGACCAGGUGAUGAACCAGAGACCAUAAAGAGGAGACCUGGUGAUGAGCCAGAGACCAUAAAGAGGAGACCUGGUGAUGAGCCAGAGGGAAUAAAGAGGAGACCUGGUGAUGAGCCAGAGGGAAUAAAGAGGAGACCAGGUGAUGAGCCAGAGACCAUAAAGAGAAGACCUGGUGAUGAGCCAGAGACCGUAAAGAGGAGACCAGGUGAUGAACCAGAGACCAUAAAGAGGAGACCUGGUGAUGAGCCAGAGACCAUAAAGAGGAGACCUGGUGAUGAGCCAGAGGGAAUAAAGAGGAGACCAGGUGAUGAGCCAGAGACCAUAAAGAGGAGACCUGGUGAUCAGCCAGAAACCAUAAAGAGGAGACCAGGUGAUGAGCCAGAGGGAAUAAAGAGGAGACCAGGUGAUGAGCCAGAGACAAUAAAGAGGAGACCAGGUGAUGAACCAGAGACCAUAAAGAGGAGACCAGGUGAUGAGCCAGAGACCAUAAAGAGAAGACCUGGUGAUGAGCCAGAGACCAUAAAGAGGAGACCAGGUGAUGAGCCAGAGACCAUAAAGAGGAGACCAGGUGAUGAGCCAGAAACCAUAAAGAGGAGACCAGGCAGGCCAGGUGAAGAGGAACCAGAGACGACAAAGAGGAGACCAGGCAGGCCAGGUGAAGAAGAGCCAGAAACCACAAAGAAGAGACCAGGUGAUGAGCCAGAGACCAUAAAGAGGAGACCAGGUGAUGAGCCAGAAACAAUAAAGAGGAGACCAGGUGAUGGGCCAGAAACCACAAAGAGGAGACCUGGUGAUGAACCAGAGACCAUAAAGAGGAGACCAGGUGAUGGGCCAGAGACCACAAAGAGGAGACCAGGCAGGCCUGGUGAAGAAGAGCCAGAAACCACAAAGAGGAGACCAGGCAGGCCAGGUGAUGAUGAACCAGAGUCCACAAAGAGGAGACCAGGCAGGCCAGGUGAAGAGGAACCAGAGACCACAAAGAGGAGACCAGGCAGGCCAGGUGAAGAGGAACCAGAGACCACAAAGAGGAGACCAGGCAGGCCAGGUGAAGAGGAACCAGAGACCAUAAAGAGGAGACCAGGCAGGCCAGGUGAUGAUGAACCAGAGUCCACAAAGAGGAGACCAGGCAGGCCAGGCAAAGAGGAACCAGAGACCACAAAGAGGAGACCAGGCAGGCCAGGUGAUGAUGAACCAGAGUCCACAAAGAGGAGACCAGGCAGGCCAGGUGAAGAGGAACCAGAGACCACAAAGAGGAGACCAGGCAGGCCAGGUGAAGAGGAACCAGAGACCAUAAAGAGGAGACCAGGCAGGCCAGGUGAAGAAGAACCAGAGACCACAAAGAGGAGACCAGGCAGGCCAGGUGAAGAGGAACCAGAGACCAUAAAGAGGAGACCAGGCAGGCCAGGUGAAGAAGAACCAGAGACCACAAAGAGGAGACCAGGCAGGCCAGGUGAAGAGGAACCAGAGACCACAAAGAGGAGACCAGGCAGGCCAGGUGAAGAGGAACCAGAGACCACAAAGAGGAGACCAGGCAGGCCAGGUGAAGAAGAACCAGAGACCACAAAGAGGCGACCAGGUGAUGAGCUAGAGACGAUAAAGAGGAGACCAGGUGAUGAGCCAGAGACCGUAAAGAGGAGACCUGGUGAUGAGCCAGAGACCAUAAAGAGGAGACCAGGUGAUGAGCCAGAGACCGUAAAGAGGAGACCUGGUGAUGAGCCAGAGGGAAUAAAGAGGAGACCAGGUGAUGAGCCAGAGACCGUAAAGAGGAGACCUGGUGAUGAGCCAGAGACCAUAAAGAGGAGACCAGGUGAUGAGCCAGAGGAAAUAAAGAGGAGACCAGAUGAUGAGCCAGAGACCAUAAAGAGGAGACCAGGUGAUGAGCCAGAAACUACAAAGAGGAGACCAGGCAGGCCAGGUGAAGAGGAACCAGAGACCACAAAGAGGAGACCAGGCAGGCCAGGUGAAGAGGAACCAGAGACCACAAAGAGGAGGCCAGGCAGGCCAGGUGAAGAGGAACCAGAGACCAUAAAGAGGAGACCAGGCAGGCCAGGUGAAGAAGAACCAGAGGCCACAAAGAGGAGACCAGGCAGGCCAGGUGAAGAGGAACCAGAGACCACAAAGAGGAGACCAGGCAGGCCAGGUGAUGAAGAACCGGAGACCACAAAGAGGAGACCAGGCAGGCCAGGUGAAGAAGAACCAGAGACCACAAAGAGGAGACCAGGCAGGCCAGGUGAAGAGGAACCAGAGACCAUAAAGAGGAGACCAGGCAGGCCAGGUGAAGAGGAACCAGAGACCAUAAAGAGGAGACCAGGCAGGCCAGGUGAAGAGGAACCAGAGACCACAAAGAGGAGACCAGGCAGGCCAGUUGAUGAUGAACCAGAGUCCACAAAGAGGAGACCAGGCAGGCCAGGUGAUGAAGAACCGGAGACCACAAAGAGGAGACCAGGCAGGCCAGGUGAAGAAGAACCAGAGACCACAAAGAGGAGACCAGGCAGGCCGGGUGAAGAAGAGCCAGAAACCACAAAGAGGAGACCAGGCAGGCCGGGUGAAGAAGAGCCAGAAACCACAAAGAGGAGACCAGGCAGGCCAGGUGAAGAGGAACCAGAGACCACAAAGAGGAGACCAGGCAGGCCGGGUGAAGAAGAGCCAGAAACCACAAAGAGGAGACCAGGCAGGCCGGGUGAAGAAGAGCCAGAAACCACAAAGAGGAGACCAGGCAGGCCGGGUGAAGAAGAACCAGAGACCACAAAGAGGAGACCAGGCAGGCCGGGUGAAGAAGAGCCAGAAACCACAAAGAGGAGACCAGGCAGGCCGGGUGAAGAAGAGCCAGAAACCACAAAGAGGAGACCAGGCAGGCCGGGUGAAGAAGAACCAGAGACCACAAAGAGGAGACCAGGCAGGCCAGGUGAAGAAGAGCCGGAAACCACAAAGAGGAGACCAGGCAGGCCGGGUGAAGAAGAGCCAGAAACCACAAAGAAGAGACCAGGCAGGCCGGGUGAAGAAGAACCAGAGACCACAAAGAGGAGACCAGGCAGGCCAGGUGAAGAAGAGCCGGAAACCACAAAGAGGAGACCAGGCAGGCCGGGUGAAGAAGAGCCAGAAACCACAAAGAGGAGACCAGGCAGGCCAGGUGAAGAAGAACCAGAGACCACAAAGAGGAGACCAGGCAGGCCAGGUGAAGAAGAGCCAGAAACCACAAAGAGGAGACCAGGCAGGCCGGGUGAAGAAGAGCCAGAAACCACAAAGAGGAGACCAGGCAGGCCAGGUGAAGAAGAACCAGAGACCACAAAGAGGAGACCAGGCAGGCCAGGUGAGGAAGAACCUGCUUUUAUUUCCCGAACUCCCACAAGAAAGAGCAGUAAACCUGGGUAUACUUUACCAGAGUAUCCAAGCAGAAGAACUGAUGAACCUGAAACUGGAGAAUCAGAAAAGGUGGUUGGUAGGAGACAGAUUAAAGUGAGCGAUAAGGAACCAGAGACUCCGAGGAGGAGAAAACCAAGUAGGCCUGAUGACAUAGCACCCAGGAGAAUCGAGAGAAAGACAGACGUACCUGAUAUCAAAGAUGUUGAACGGGAGAGAAAACCCAGCCGGGUUAGUGACUACGCCAGGAAGCCUGAGAAGCGCUUAAGUAGCACGAGCUUAGAUAGGAGUGAUGUUGUUUCUAAUAGAAGGUCACCAUUCUCCAGAAGGGGUCCUACCCCAGAGCCAGAUGACCGUUUGCGUAAAACGUCGAAGCCCAGAAAAUCAUCUGUCGACUCUGGCCAACCUCGUCGAAGGACGUCGAGUGUGGACAUGGAGAGUAGGACAUACAGCAUGCAGUCUUUGUCAGGGGUGUCUACCACUAGCUCUGUCCCCAGUUACAUGCGCCCCAGAGGCGAGUCGUGCAGCUGCCGGCGCCACACCCCAGAGAGAGACAUUCACGAAGUGGAAAAUUCCCUACUCAAUGCUUACCAAUACACUCGCUGCACGAAAAAAAUCACAAAGCCACCUGUAACUUACAACUACACCUACACUGUAAUGCCAGAUACUGCUGGUGGUGGCAGUGGAGGAUUGUAUUCAAUUUACUUUGGUCCGAAAGAUAGGCCUGUACCUCUUGAUGCAGGACAAACCCAGGGGCAUGUGCCCCGCUCAUCACCGUCUCGGGAGACACCUGUCCAUGUACCAAUUGAUCGUGUACCAGGUGAUUCAACAGACAUUCGGCCAGGUGAACCCACAGAUCGUCGACCAGGUGAACCCGCAGACCGUCGACCAGGUGAACCCACAGAUCGUCGACCAGGUGAACCCGCAGACCGUCGACCUGGUGAACCCACAGACCGUCGACCAGGUGAACCCACAGAUCGUCGACCAGGUGAACCCGCAGACCGUCGACCAGGUGAACCCACAGAUCGUCGACCAGGUGAACCCGCAGACCGUCGACCAGGUGAAUCAGCAGACCGUCGACCAGGUGAACCAGCUGACCGUCGAACAGGUGAACCCACAGAUCGUCGACCAGGUGAACCAGCAGACCGUCGACCAGGUGACUGGUAUGUUGAAAAGAGAGAACCAACAGACCAUCGACCAGGUGAACCCACAGAUCGUCGACCAGGUGAACCUGCAGAUCGUCGACCAGGUGAACCAACAGAUAGUCGACCAGGUGAACCAGCAGAUCGUCGACCAGGUGAACCAGCAGAUCGUCGACCAGGUGAACCUGCAGAUCGUCGACCAGGUGAACCUGCAGAUCGUCGACCAGGUGAACCUGCAGAUCGUCGACCAGGUGAACCAACAGAUCGUCGACCAGGUGAACCAACAGAUCGUCGACCAGGUGAACCAACAGAUCGUCGACCAGGUGAACCAGCAGAUCGUCGACCAGGUGAACCAAUAGAUCGUCGACCAGGUGAACCAACAGAUCGUCGACCAGGUGACCCAGCAGAUCGUCGACCAGGUGAACCAGCAGACCGUCGAACAGGUGAACCAGCAGAUCGUCGACCAGGUGAACCAGCAGACCGUCGACCAGGUGAACCAACAGAUCGUCGACCAGGUGAACCAAUGGGUCACCGACCAGGCGAACCAACAGUUCGACCAGAUGAACCAGCAUAUCGUCGACCAGGUGAUUGGAUUGUAUAUGGAGAUGAACCAAAUGCCCGUCGACCAGCUGAACCAACAGACCGUCGACCAGGUGACUGGAUUGUCUUAGGGGACGAACCAACAGGCCGUCGACCAACUGAACCCAUGGAUCAUGAGCCUGGUGAACCUAAAGCUCGUCGGCCAAGUGAACCAAUGGAUCGUCGACCAGGCCAAUCAACAGAACGUCGACCAGGUGAUUGGAUUAUCUAUGGAGAUGAACCAACAGGCCGUCGACCAGAUGAUCAAAUAUACCGCCGACCAGGUGACUGGUAUGUUGAGAGACAAGAGCCAUCAGAUCGUCGACCAGAUGAACCAGUAGAUCGUCGACCAGGUGAACCAUCUGACCGUCGACCAGGUGAACCAACAGAUCGUCGACCAGGUGAACCAACAGAUCGUCGACCAGGUGAACCAACAGAUCGUCUACCAGGUGAACCAACAUACGGUCGACCAGGUGAACCAACGGAUCGUCGACCAGGUGAACCAACAGAUCGUCGACAAGGUGAACCAACAGAUCGUCGACCAGGUGAACCAACAGAUCGUCGACCAGGUGAACCAACAUACGUUCGACCAGGUGAACCAACGGAUCGUCGACCAGGUGAACCAACAGAUCGUCGACCAGGUGAACUAACAGAUCGUCGACCAGGUGAACCAACAUAUGGUCGACCAGGUGAACCAACAUAUGGUCGACCAGGUGAACCAACAGACCGUCGACCAGGUGAACCAACAGAUCGUCGACCAGGUGAACCAACAGAUCGUCGACCAGGUGAACCAACAUAUGGUCGACCAGGUGAACCAGGAGAUCGUCGACCAGGUGAACCAACAGAUCGUCGACCAGGUGAACCAACAUACGGUCGACCAGGUGAACCAACUGACCGUCGACUAGGUGAACCAACUGACCGUCGACCAGGUGAACCAACAGAUCGUCGACCAGGUGAACCAACAGAUCGUCGACCAGGUGAACCAACAGACCGUCGACCAGGAGAACCAGCAGAUCGUCGACCAGGUGAACCAACAUACGGUCGACCAGGUGAACCAACUGACCGUCGACCAGGUGAACCAACAUACGGUCGACCAGGUGAACCAACAGAUCGUCGACCAGGUGAACCAACAGAUCGUCGACCAGGUGAACCAACAGAUCGUCGACCAGGUGAACCAAUAGACGGAUCUCCGGGUGUGAGAGAGCAACAUAAGGGGACAGAAACAUACGGUAGACAGCCGUGGGACGGGCUUCCGUUCUCCACCAUCCGAGAGCUUGAUGUACGCGAUGUUGACACUUGCCAAAAUGAAUUUGUCAUUCGUAGGUCCACACGGGACACAGAGACACACACAGACGAUAGACAGAUGACUAGCGAGACGGUUGCCUAUCACAGUAGUGUUGGACCGGAUGGGCGCCCCCUGCGUGGGCCGGAUGGGAGCCCCCUGCUUGAGCAGUCAGGCUUCCCUGGUGGUGGGGUGCAGGGCACUCUACAUUACCAUACGUCUGGGCGUCCCAUGCCUGAUGGGGUAUCCAAGGAGGCAUGGAUUGGGUAUGAUCGAAGAGACGUUGGUGAAUCUCGAGUUUACGACGUCCACUCAGACAUCCGGACAAUAGGCACUGACGACAGGUACAGUGGUGGUGACGAAGGUUCCCUCCAGUGGAGACACGUGACAGGUAGAGAGCCGGUUACCAGCGACGCCAGAAGCGACUACAUCACCUACAGGCAUGACGGUACAGGUGAAGUCGUAAGCGACCAUACUGCAACCACUUUUGACAGACGACCCACGCACGAACAGGCUGGGUACGUCAGGUACGGACACGAUGGCGAGGGGUCGUGGCGUGUCGUUGGCGGCCAAGAUGCCCAGGUGGCACUCAGCACCUUGGAGCGGGAGCAGCAGUCGGCCAGGGAGUGGCGUAAGUGGUCACUUGUUAGCUGGCAUCGCAGGUGUGGAGGCAGACACGCACCUCUUGCCACCAUGUUCUGCAUCGCCACCAUGCUUUUUUUGCGCGCCCCUAACCGCCUUCUUAACCAAGCCUUCAGACUCUGUCCCUGGUGCGAGAGAGACCACAACAACCAGGACGCGAAAGUGUUACAAAUUACUCAUAACGAAAUGUUCUUUCCCCCCUCACAGAGACGUCGUCACCCACUUUCCCCCCUCACAGAGACGUCGUCACCCACUUCCACCAUUGUCUACCAGUCCUUGUACAGAUAUUUUUCAAGGUUUAUGGUUAUUAUUGACAAUUCUUCUCUCUAAUAUCAAGGAAAUAUUUACUGUGUAGCUGGUCUAACACUUGCAAGACCUGGAGGGGUUGACACUCCUUCUCUUGGACAGGUCUGCUAAGGUUGCGGGAUGCUCUACCACCUCUCUCACACGUCAGCACAACAUAAGUUUACAGUUUACAGCACAGUUUACAUCAGCCAAGAUUGAUCAAGGAUUUACGUGCUUACUUAAGGAAACUUGAACAUCUUAUCAUGGAUGGCGGCUUUGUCUGCAUUUCCUAAGCAGUUUAUGAGCGUCUAAGCUUAGCGACCCGAGGAUAUUAUAUCAGACGUCCUUGUAGGUCUCCGGCGGCACUCAAGAAUUGUUUAUUAAAUGCAAAAUGAGCCGCCGUGAUUGAAGAAAGAUGAAGAGGUUUCGCCAGUGGGCAUGUAGAUGCUUGAUAGAUCCAGGCUGCCCUUGUAACUUGGUGACACUGUGCAUGGUUAACGCUGCAUGAGGGCGGAACAUUAUGAGGUAUACAUGCCAGGUGAGGCAGUGAGGCCUCCUCACCUGGCCCCCGACUCCCAGUACUACCACCUCAUCCUUGACUUGCUGCUGUCUUCUUCUCUAUCACCUCCAUAACUGAACUCACCCCCUCACUAUAUUGUUCACACCACUCACUAUAUUGUUCACACCACUCACUAUAUUGUUCACACCACUCACUAUAUUGUUCUCAGUACUCACUAUAUUGUUCACACCACUCACUAUAUUGUUCACACCACUCACUAUAUUGUUCACACCACUCACUAUAUUGUUCACACCACUCACUAUAUUGUUCUCACCACUCACUAUAGUGUUCACACCACUCACUAUAGUGUUCACACCACUCACUAUAUUGUUCACACCCCUCACUAUAUUGUUCUCACCACUCACUAUAUUGUUCACACCACUCACUAUAGUGUUCACACCACUCACUAUAUUGUUCUCACCACUCACUAUAUUGUUCACACCACUCACUAUAUUGUUCACACCACUCACUAUAGUGUUCUCACCACUCACUAUAGUGUUCACACCACUCACUAUAGUGUUCACACCACUCACUAUAUUGUUCACACCACUCACUAUAGUGUUCACACCACUCACUAUAGUGUUCACACCACUUACUAUAUUGUUCUCAACCAUCACUCUAUUGUUCUCAUCUUCAGCCUACUGUCCUUACCUUCACCCUGGUUUCCUCAAUCUGGUGUCUUGAUGGACGAUUGAUUGAUUGAUAAAGAUUAAGCCACCCAAAAGGUGGCACGGGCAUGAAUAGCCCGUAAGUGGUGGCCCUUUUGAGCCAUUACCAGUAUCAAGAGCUGAUACUGGAGAUCUGUGGAGGCGCGACUGCACCCUGCGUGACGGGAGAUGUCUCCCGUAGCCUUAAUGGACAUACUUACCCCCAUAAUAUACACAAGGCUGGUCCUGCGUGGCCCCCAUUCUCCUACUCCAUAGGGGUACACACACACACACACACACAGUGUUAGUAUACGUCGCAACUAGUGACCUUAGUGUCCUGUCCCUCCCCGCGGGCCUCCACCUCCAACACUUACCGUCCCUAGUCUCCCCAUCGUGGCGUGACACUACACACUUGGAUUAUCUUCAUUAUUCACUGCAGCCGCCUCCAUGCAAUAGGCAGCGACGCCAUUCUCUGCCUUUGGGUGGAGGCUCUAGCGCCCACCCUAGAAAUGGAUGCAUGCGACGCCCACCCUUGAAUGGCGUCGCAUGCAAUAGCCAGCGACGCCAUUUUCUGCCUUUGGGUGGGGGUUCUAGCGCCCAGUAAUUGGUUUCCCUAUCUUACCCACCCACCUGUGGAGUGAUGUUCACGGUCCUCUCUCAGCUCUGUCAUGGGGCUCUUCUCUCUCACUCCCAUUAUGGGGGUUCCUUCCCUUGCACACACUGCCAUUGUUGUUAUGUGCGAGUGCACACGUCACAGAGGUAUUUGUGACGUCAAACCAACCGAGACGAUAGCUCUUGGGCCGGGCAGCGGCCGUCUUGGUGAUUGAAAAGCUUCAUGGUGUACGGAGACCUUAACUGAUUGUUAACGAGGAGUCAGUGCAGAUAUAAUUGGUUUCUAAUCGAUGUAGGGAAACAGAUUCCCGUCGUAAAUGUUAUAGUUCUCUUGUAUUAGAGUAUAAUGUACUUAGUCAAAUGUAAUACUUGCUUAUGCAAGUGUAAUAUGGGCUCUUGUUGUAUUUUUUGCUAUGGGAGAUUUAGCUGUUCUUCACGUGUGAUGAGUCCUUGCUUCAACGCCCUUCUAUAAGUGGUAGAGACAGAGAGAAGCAAUAAGCAUUCUGAGAAGACCCUAUUAAUAUUUUCCUAAAUGUUCAUGGAAAAUAUUUUACCCGUUCAUGAGCCCAUGAAAGCCUAUGUCUUUCAUAGAAAGACAUAGGCUUUCAUGGCCUUUAGAAAAAAGAAAGUCCUUUAUAAACCUUUUUCUCGCUGAUAGCUAUCCAUCCACAAGUGGUGUAGCCACACCGGCUGCUGCUCGGUUACGGUAGAAAGGUGUGUGUGUGUGUGAGAGAGAUUGGCUGUGGCUGCUACGUAAGGAGCGCCAGGAACUCCGGAUGAUGUGUGUGUGUGUGUGUGUGUGUGUGUGUGUGUGUGUGUGUGUGUGUGUGUGUGUGUGUGUGUGUGUGUGUGUGUGUGUGUGUGUGUGUGGUUCCCCUUGUACAGUCGCCUCUAUGUGCCUUUGUGCGGUUCUGGCCGUCAUUUGAGGCAUCUGUGUGUGUGUGUGUGUGUGUGUGUGUGUGUGUGUGUGUGUGUGUGUGUGUGUGUGUGUGUGUGUGUGUGUGUGUGUGUGUGCGCGCGCUCACCUAGUUGUACUCAUCUGGUUGAGGAUGCAGGGUCGAGUAUCUGCUCUUAAGCCCCGCCUUUCGACCACCACUAGUUCAAUGCAGUGACUCUUUUUUUAUUCGUUUUCCUUAUCAUGUUUACAUAUAAUGUUGGGGAUUGAAUUGGCUUCGACAACUUCUUCAUCUAGUUCGUUCCACUUAUUUACGACUCAUACUGAACAAGUUCUUUCUGACACACCCUGUGGCGUAUCUGGCUACUUUGUCAGUCCCUCUUAGUAUCUUGUGUGUCGUUAUCAUGUCCUCUUUAUUUCGUCUUUCCUCCAGUGUAGUCAGGUCCAGUUCUUUCAGUCUUGGUUCAUAACUCAGGAACGAGCUUUGUUGCAUAUUUUUUUACUUUUUUUUCUAGUUUUGCUUUGUGAUGCUUAAAGUAGGGGUUCCAUUGAACCAAUCCACAAGGGCCGUGACGAGGAUUCGAACCUGCGUCCGAGAGCAUCCCAGACGCUGCCUUAAUCGACUGAGCUACGACAUGGUCAAUAGGGGUUCCUUGCUUGGGCAGCAUACUCAAAAAUUUAUCUCACAAAGGAUGAGCUCACAAAUACAGAGCUCAGAAGGGUUGGUGAAGGAUAACCGGAGAUUUGCCAGUAUGACGUAUCCUGCCCCUCGUUAUCCUGCUGAUGUGUGGCUCUGAUUGAUGAAGAUUAAGCCACCCAAGAAGUGGCACGGGCAUGAAUAACCCGUAAGUGGUGGCCCUUUUGAACCAUUACCAGUAUCAA